AUGGUUCCUGAUUCUGAAAUUCAUUACUCUCACGCUCCGGUAUCAUUUAAUACCGGUUUUUCAGAACAGGACGAUGCACAAAUGAUCUCAUACGACCCAUCUACAAAUGAGAUCAAACUCAGGAUGGUUUUCUCUAAUUUCCAACAGCUCAAAGCGGCAGUUCAAAUGUACAGUUUAGCCCAUAGAAGGGAAUUCCGUCCUGCGUUCAAAAAGGCCAAGUCAUGGCGUGUUGUGUGCCGAAAUCCAGAAAGUAUACAACCCCCAUGUACUUGGUCAUUGUCUGCAAAAAGCUUAAAAGGGGUCACAGACGAAUGGAUUAUCACCAAGGUCAAAGAGCCCCACACAUGCAGACAUGAUUUCUACCAGGGAGGUUCGGCCAGAAUGUGCACAAGUGCACUAGUUGCCGAUUUGAUCUAUCCAAAAAUCGCCGCCGAACCAGAUUACAAAAUAAAACACAUUCGAGCUGAUGUGAAACAACACUAUGGGUUGGAAAUCACAUACAAAAAAGGAUGGAGCGCCCGUCAGAAGACUGUAGAAAAAAUAUACGGGAAGUUUGAACAGUCGUACACUGAGCUCCCAAAAUUUUUGCAAACCUUGAAGAGUUCGAACCCAGGUACGGUCGUUGAAUUAAAAGUCAACAAACCUGACACCAAUUCGCCGUUUGGGCAUUUUUUGUAUGCUUUCUGGGCUUUUAAGCCAGCGAUCGACGAUUUACAAUUUUGCCUACCGGUUAUUACUGUUGACGAUACACACCUUUACGGCAAGUAUAAAGGGCAUCUCCUAUUAGCGAUGGGAAGGAACGCUAAUAGAGAAAUAUACCCGCUAGCGUACUCCAUUGUUGAUUCUGAAAACGGAGACAGCUGGACUUGGUUUCUCAAUCUGCUUGCAACGCAUGUCUUAUCCACUAUUCCUUCAGUUUGCAUCAUUUCGGAUAAACAUCCCGGGAUAGAUGUGGCAUUUAACAACGUGUCUCAACUACGAAGUUCUCGGGUGAAGCAUCGCUUCUGUUUGAGACACAUUAGAAGUAAUGUGAUGACCAGGUUUAAAAAUUCUCGUUUAAAAGACCUUGUGUGGGAAGCCGGUACUGCCGUUAGCAAAAGGAGAUUCCGUUCAUCAAUGCAAAGCAUACAACAACACUGGCCAGACGCGUACAAUUAUUUGUCUGAAAUCCAGCCCAAAGCGUGGACAUUGUCUCACGAUGGUGGUCACCGGAUUGGCGUAAUGACAACAAAUGCAUCUGAAUCCUUUAAUAAUUCUUUAAAGGGUUGUCGAAUGCUACCAGUGACGGCAAUAGCAACGCUUACUUUCAACAAGUUAGUCGCUAUGUUUGCCGACAGACGUACCGAGGGCCAAUGGAUGCAAGAUGUUGGUUUGCGCUGGCCACCAAUUAUUGGCAACGAGCUACAAAGUAGAGAACAACAGGCGAACAAUGCAACCGUUCAAAGAUUUAAUGACACCAUUGGUUUGUACGCCGUUGCUCUCGCCACAGGAAACGUCUCCCAAGGUUCAGCACCAAAUGUCGAAGUUCACUUACAGAACCGUACGUGUAAAUGCGGAAGGUGGAAGAGUGAUGGAUUACCAUGUCCACAUGUCAAUGCAGUGUGUAACUAUCGUAGGGAACACUAUGACUCGUUCGUGUCUAAUGUGUACUCUAUCGAUAACUACAGAAGGUGCUAUGAAGGUAAUUUCUUUCCACUAGACACAAAUAUCCAGUGGACAAUUCCUUUGACAUGUUUUCCACCACUUUCUGCGAGGCGUCCUAGUCAUCCAGGACAAUGGCAAACACGUCGCUUUCCAAAUGAAAUGGACUUUGGAACUUCUACUAGGACGACAGGGAGAUGUACUGUCAAGCUCGAAGACAUACUUCCUCAGAAUGUCCAACUUUGUAUAACCAAUAGGAUCUAA
Ipomoea nil (Japanese morning glory) is the source of this 1905-nucleotide messenger RNA. RefSeq lists its product as uncharacterized. Gene Ontology annotation, molecular function: zinc ion binding. Lineage: Eukaryota; Viridiplantae; Streptophyta; Magnoliopsida; Solanales; Convolvulaceae. The transcript has a single exon. The coding region runs from base 1 to 1905 and encodes 634 amino acids. The record is from RefSeq and is a predicted model, not a curated record.